Dioszegia hungarica is the source of this 807-nucleotide messenger RNA. RefSeq lists its product as uncharacterized. The transcript has 4 exons. NCBI's taxonomy places the organism in Eukaryota, Fungi, Basidiomycota, Tremellomycetes, Tremellales, Bulleribasidiaceae. The coding region runs from base 1 to 807 and encodes 268 amino acids. The record is from RefSeq and is a predicted model, not a curated record.
AUGUAUCACAGCGACAUCUGUAUCAUCCUCAGUCCACGGCAAUGUGAAGGCACCGGUACUGGAAAGGACGGCGACGUCGAGCGUGCAACAUCAGCGCACCAGCCUCCUGAGACGUCGCCCAUACAGCGGCUACACUCACAGGCCACCUCAAACACGAAAUAUCCGGGGGAGAUGGUGCCUUCGGAUCCGCUUAUCUUGGUCUUCGUAGGGGGCUAUCUUGAAAGGUCGCAAGGGUCACACGUGAUGGUCCUUGGACUGGCCACAUGUGAAACCGUUGUUCAUGACGUCCAUCCAAGAAAGGUCAGCUCGCUCCUUUACCUCGUCCCUCUGCUCGGUCUCAUCCUCCCCGCCACUGCUGUCCCAGACAAGGUAGACGUUGCUAUGCCCGCUGGUACCAUUGGUGUCUUCACAGGCCAGCCAAUGGGGAAUCCAGCGUUGUCCUUCGAAUACGGUGGCGUCGCCCACGGCCAGAAGUUCCUGGAACUCAAUCGCAAAGGCCCCGACUCUUUCCUACUCGUCAACUAUACGUCUUGGUCGUGGCCUGACCAUGACGAGGAGGAGCACAAGAAGCUACAAGCGGGCGGGGGGACGUUCUCACUCCACAAGAAGGUCGAGGGCAAGGCGGAUGAGCAGCUGAACUGUGAUCUCGAUGGAGAUUUCAAGGACCCCACCAAGGGUGUGUUCUGGGCUUUCACAUGGGAUGAAGUGAAGGGUGUCGAGACCCAGAUCUGCCCGGAGGAGUCCAACGGUAUCACUCUGAAGUGCAAGGGCGAGACUGACUUCAAGCCGCGGUGCAGGCGGUUCUGA